AUGGCAGAUAGCAAUUCUGAUUCAACAUCUUAUUCUUCAUUGCAUAAUUUGUACCCGAGCAACUACCAUCAGGAUAAUAUCAGCCAACACAGUGGAGAUGCUGAUCAGGAAAGUUUAGACAAUGAUUACCCUUCUGGAUACCAUCAUUCUAUACAUAGAUUGAGCCAGUUGAGCAAUAGAGGCAAUCUAAAAAAGGCUUUUGAUGCAAGAACAGGAGGCACAACAAGGAGAAAUUUGGGAAAAAAUAAUCAAAAAGGUUUAUUAUUGGAAAAACAUGCUAAUAUUAUUGUAUCGAAAAUGGAGCAAGAUGAGGCCCUUAUGGAAGAUUCUCCUGAUGCUGAGGAAUUAAGAAGAACUGCCUUAAGAGACAUGCCUCAAUGUCUUACAAUUAAAAGAUGCGUGAAAGUGAAACUUUCUAAAUCUGUUAGUCAGAAAUCUAAAAGGAAACAUCUUAGUUAUUGGAAGAUGUUCAAAUAUCGUUUAAGCAUGAGUUGGACAAAACUCAAAAUUAACAUUAGAGAUUUAGCUUAUUCGUUUGAGCUUUGGUAUGGACCCCUAAAAAAAAUCGAAGGAAAUUUCGGCACUGGAGUUGCCUCUUUUUUUAAAUUCCUGAGAUCUCUGUUUUUAAUUAAUUUGGUCAUAGCGAUUUUUUCUAUAGGUUUUAUUACAAUACCAAGAACACUAGUGCCAAAAACCAUAAUUCAAGAUGCACCCGCAUGGGGUAUGGAAGAUCUGUUGUCUGGAGAAGGCUACCUCACAAACACUUUACUGUAUUAUGGAUUCUACACUGAUGAAAAUGUUAGUGACAAUAGUGUCCUAUCAUAUAGCAUGCCAUAUGCAUAUUUUUUCACCAUGUUGUUCAUUUAUUUUGCUUGUUUUGCUGUUGUUGGUAUUAGUGCUGCAAAAUCUUAUAGAAGAAGUUUCAUAGAAACAGAAGGUGGAUUAAAGAACGUAUUUGCCAAUAAAAUAUUUUGUGGAUGGGAUUAUAAUAUUGCUACCAAAGAUGCUGCUGAACUAAAAAGAAAAGCAAUUUUUAAUGAGUUGAGGGAGCUGAUAUGGGACUUCACACAAAGCAAACACAAUGAAACAUUCCACCAGAAAUUCCUAACGCGCACAAUUCAAUUUUUCAUGAAUCUAGUCAUACUCUUUAUGAUUUCUGGUAUGGCCUAUGCCAUAUGGUAUUUCCUGAACAAUGUGCCAACCGAAAGAAGUUACAAAAUUAUAGUUGCGCCAUUAUUUAUUAAUAGUGUAAUGGCUUUGAUGCCCAUGUUUUUGAGUUUUUUGGUCAAAUAUGAAGAUUAUAAAAGUCCAAAAACUGCAUUGUAUGUGACUUUGGCUAGGACGUUUUUGUUGGGAGCAGUCUGUGUUGGAGUGCUGGCUGGUUAUUGGCUGACCAGCAGUAGUAGUACUUCAUGUUGGGAAACCUCUUUGGCUCAAGAAUUUUAUAGAAUGAUUGUUUGGGACUUUAUUAUAUCAAUUUUAUUAACUGCUCUAUUGGAUAUUGUUAUGUAUUUUUUCUACAAAUAUUUGCGAAAAGAUGUUUAUUUGGAAUUUGAUAUUGCUUGGAAUACUAUGCAAAUUAUUUACAACCAAACCCUGUUUUGGGUGGGUUUAGUUUUCUCCCCAUUACUCCCUGUGGUGGUUGUUAUUAAAUUAUUCCUAUGUUGGUAUAUUCGAUUUGGUAUAGUGAUGGUUUUAUGCAAGCCCUCCUCAAAAACCUGGAGGGCUGCGCAAACAUCCACAUGGUUUUUAGCCAUGACCUUUCUAAGUAUGAUUCUAAUUGGAGGAUUGUUGGGAUAUAUAGUUUCUUAUAUUCCUGUUUCUAAAGACUGCGGACCUUUUCGAAAUUACGAUUAUAUUUACGAGCUAGUUACUGAAGGAGUUUUCAGAUUAAAAACAAACAGCUCUGUGUGGUGGGUGGUUUUGUAUGCUACCAAACCUGGAGUAAUCGCAUUGAUUUUAAUAUUUUUAUCGGCCAAAGUUUAUUAUUCCAAAGCGCAAGCUUGUGCGCAAAAAGAAAUCGUAGAGCAGUGUAGAAACAUGCUAAUUUGGUCAGCUAAAGAUAAGGAAUACUAUUAUGCUUUGAUAUCUAGAGUCACUAAAGGGCAAUGGCAAUACAGAUUCCAUGAUAGAGCUGGUAAUCCAGAAUUUUAUGAACCUGGUGAUGUGAAUAAUGAUGAGACUGCAGAACCGUUUGAAGUUCCUUCCACAUCCAAAAUCUCUUCUGACAUAGAUCCUAUUACGAAGCAGUAUUCUAGACAUAAAAAAUAUACUUGA
This is a messenger RNA of Ceutorhynchus assimilis (cabbage seed weevil), 2277 nucleotides long. The record is from the annotation of a GenBank genome assembly. Lineage: Eukaryota; Metazoa; Arthropoda; Insecta; Coleoptera; Curculionidae.